GCCACAAGUGGUGGUUUUGGCGCCGUGGCUCAUACACACAAACUACUAGUAUUUAUAAAGGAGUCAUACCCACCACCUAAACGAUGUCUGCCCGUCAUUUCCUGAAUUAUUUCUCUCCACUACCUGUAUGAAGCCUUGUGCAGCAGAGGCAACCCACUUGGAACCAUGUUUCCGGACGAUAUGCUCUCUGUACACAGCUUGAAGACCGUAUUGGUUGUGCUGGCCGGCUUCGUCUCCUGGAGGAUCGUAUACGCCCUCUUCCUGUCGCCAUUGCGCCGAAUUCCCGGUCCCUUGCUGUCCAAGUUGACAUACAAGUGGCUCCUCUUGGUCGAGCUGGCAGGCAAGAGGGCCAAGACGGUAGCGGCCCUCCAUGACCAAUAUGGACCCGUCGUGCAGCUUUCCCCAGGAGAGAUCAGCUUCAACGCCAUCGACGUCGUGGAGCAAAUCUACGGCCAGAACACCGAAUUCUCCAAGGCGCAAUGGUACAAGCACAUAGCCCGCGGUGGAGUCUUCAACGAGACGGACAUUUCCAUCCACAGGCACAAGCGCAAGAUGCUGAGUCACGUCUUUGCGCAGUCCAGCGUCAACGACAUGGAGCCCGUCAUCCGGCACGAGAUGCGCAAGCUGCUCGACAGGAUCGAGGAGCGGCGCCAGAGGGGACCGAUCGACCUGCGCCACUGGUUGCGCAUGCUAGCCUUUGAUGUCUCCACUAUGGUCUUCUUCGGCCAGGCCACUGGCGGCCUCGACAGCCAUCAGAUCCCGCAGUACGUCAAGGACUUUGACAACGCCUUCUUGAUCUGGGACCUGCGGGGUCGCUUCCCAACAGUCUCCUGGCUGCUUGCCAGGCUCCCGCUGCAGUCGGUCCAAUUCUUCUUCCAGUCGGAUGACCGCAUGUACGAAUAUGGGGAAAAGCGGUUUCAGCAAUACAUCGACAAAUACGGCCGGACGUCGCAGCGCAAAGACCUACUGACCAAGCUCAUACGUAAGGAGCCGGGACAGGACGAUGGUCUUACUGAUGAGCAGAUCUCGGGUGAGAUCGCCAACCUGACCCUCGCAGCGACCGACACGACAGCGCUCACCCUGCUAUACUUGUUCUGGGAGCUGGCGCAGAUGCCCGAGCUUCAGGAGCAGAUUCAAGACGAGCUUAGCGCUGUGCCCAUGCACGAUGGCAUGCCGGAGCAUAAGGACCUGUGGAAUCUUCCUUUGCUUAAUGCAGUCAUCAACGAGACCCUGAGGAAGCACUCUCCUGUGGUUAUGGGUCUUCUCCGCGAGGUACCCUUAGGUGGAAGAGAAAUGGAAGGUUAUUUCAUUCCAGAGAAGACCGUCGUCUCAAUGCCGUCAUAUAGUGCUCAUCGUGACCCUCGGGUAUUCCCUGAACCAGACGCCUUUAAACCAUCUCGCUGGCUCGACACGAAUGGUGGCACCGAGGAGAUGAGGAAACUUUUCAUGCCUUUUACCAAAGGUACUCGUCAAUGCUUGGGCCAAUCGAUGGCCAUGUUCGAGUUGCGCAUCAUAGCUGCCACCUUUAUCAAAAACUACGUCCUAGGCGUCAGUGAGAAGACGAAACCCAAGGACAUGGACUUUGUCGAUCACUUCAUGAUGAUACCAAAGGGAGAACACAUCUGGUUCAAUCUUGCUUCAGCUGAAAAGGUAUGAUGGCUCAUUGAAAGAGGUCGAUGUAUGAAUGGAAACGGUCUGCCACAAGGCCAAGGAAGGUUUUGUGAAGGGGAAAGGCGUCCGCUUUCUUUUCAUUGAGUAUUUCGAUGACAUUGGUAGUACUGAUGGUGAGCUCUAGAGAUUCAUUGACCGUGGCAAAUUCUCUCGUUAAUGGCAUAUCAGUAUCUAGGACAGAUGGGUGAGCUGUAUGUGUUUCAAGCAUACCCUAUAUUUAUCGGGAGUCUGGCUUGACUUUCUUCGACGUGGCAUUUACUACGAUAUUAUCAUAUUAGCCAGUUUCAAGCACUGAAGUAAACAAA
Messenger RNA from Diaporthe batatas, 1976 nucleotides. RefSeq lists its product as uncharacterized. The transcript has 3 exons. The record is from RefSeq and is a predicted model, not a curated record. The coding region runs from base 166 to 1656 and encodes 496 amino acids. Gene Ontology annotation, molecular function: oxidoreductase activity, acting on paired donors, with incorporation or reduction of molecular oxygen; monooxygenase activity; heme binding. Lineage: Eukaryota; Fungi; Ascomycota; Sordariomycetes; Diaporthales; Diaporthaceae.